AUUAAAAUAAUCAGAAUUUUGAUAAUCCAAAAAAGGUUCUCUCUCAAAAUUUACACAACGGUUCCGUUUUGGUGCUUAACCAGCAGGCUGUUCUUUGAUCGUAGCACGCUCUGUGAUUUCCAUUUUGGUGAGGAAAUUUUUCCUUUUUUGGAAAUUUGUUUGUCUGGAUGGCGAGUAAUGGGGACGAAAGAGAGGAAGAUGUGAAAAUGGAAGAAUGUAAAGAGACGGCGGUGUAUAUGUGGGGUUAUCUUCCCGGAGUUUCGCCGGAGAAGUCGCCGAUAUUCUCUCCGGUUCAAGUGCCGUUUCCGGCCUCAUCGAUUCACGGCGGUGAUUCAUGGAAGGAUGUCUGCGGUGGUGGCUGUGGAUUUGCUAUGGCCAUUUCAGUUGCUUAUGUCCUCGAGAACGUGGAAUUAGGAUCUGGAAAGCUCAUAACUUGGGGUUCAACGGAGGAUGAAGGUCAGAGCUAUACAACUUCUGGGAAGCAUGGGGAGAUUCCAGAGCCUUUUCCUCUUCCCCAUGAAGCUUCAGUAGUGAAGGUAGCGGCUGGCUGGGCACAUUGUGUAUCAGUUACAGUGACAGGGGAAGUGUACACGUGGGGAUGGAAAGAGUGUGUUCCCUCUGUAAAAAGCAUCCGUGAGUCGGCUGCUGCAGGAAGUUUUCAGAAGGAUAAUAAUGGGAAACAAAGUGCACUGCCAACAGAACAAGCGAGUCCAAGAUCCCAAGGAUCAAGUUCAAAUGGUGGGGCAGUUUCUCAAUCUGACAAAAAGGCUGGAGAGGAAGUUAAUAAAAAGAGAAAAGUAUCAGCAGUGAAAGAAGAGUUUGAAAAUUUAUCAUCUGGAGAUGACUUCUUCACAGUGUCUCCUUCUCUUGUAACUCUGGGUCCUGGAGUAAGGAUCACCAAUGUUGCUGCUGGUGGGCGCCACACUUUGGCACUGUCAGUUUCAGAUAUGGGACAGGUGUGGGGUUGGGGCUAUGGCGGCGAAGGACAGCUAGGUUUGGGAUCUCGGAUAAAAAUGGUUUCUUCUCCUCAUCUUAUUCCUUGCUUUGAUACAUCAACUGCGGGGAAAGACUGGUCCUUGAUAGUCCCUCAAGGGAGCUUGAAUUCAUCAGCACAAGCUUCUAAAUUUCCAGGAAGUUAUGUGAAGGAAAUAGCUUGUGGAGGUCGUCAUAGUGCAGUAGUAACAGAUGCUGGAGCACUAUUCACGUUUGGAUGGGGACUCUAUGGACAGUGUGGCCAAGGAAGCACAAAUGAUCAGCUGAGGCCUACUUGUAUACCUACUUUAUCGUCAAUUCAAGUAGAAAGUGUUGCUGCUGGACUAUGGCAUACUGUUUGUAUAACUGCCAACAGACGUGUAUAUGCCUUCGGUGGGAAUCAGUUUGGACAACUGGGAAAUGGAGCCGACCAGGAUGAGACUCGGCCGACACUCUUGGAUGCUCCAAGUUUGGAAAGUAAGCGUGCAAAAAUGGUAUCUUGUGGGGCUCGACAUAGUGCAAUUCUGACAGAGGACGGACAGGUGUAUAGUUGGGGAUGGAACAAAUACGGUCAGCUUGGCUUGGGUGAUUCAAUUGACCGCAACAUUCCUUCUCGUGUUCCCAUUGAAGGUUGUCAGCCCAAAAAUGUUGAAUGUGGUUGGUGGCAUACCUUACUGCUAGCUGAAACAACCGUUUGAAUCAUAUUCGUUGAAGUUUCUCUCUCUUCUACUCGGAAUGGAUGAUGCAUCAAAUCUUGCGCGAGAUGGUAUUUCUUUUCCACUGCAAAAGCUGCAUCAAAAGGCCAGAAACAUUCGAGCCUGUGGAAUCCCUUGGAGGCCUGCUGAAAAUGUUAGAUGUCUUGGCAAUCUAAUCAAUUACAAUAAAAGUAACUGUCUUGAUGAAGACGUCCUUGCCCAUUUGUUUGAUCGGCUUUCUGGUACACCCUGCAGGAUGCUCAACACGAAGCCACGUCCCUUUUGGGCGAUUUCUAAGGAGACAUUGCUCAUUACAAAGCAUCUGCGAUAAGCGUGGCUUAAGAUAUUCCCACAAAACAACCAUAAAAACAAAAAUAAGAAAUAAUCACAACAUGGGCUGUAAAGGAAGUUGUCUUUGCUUUGCAAAAUGACAUGCAUCACAGACAUUAUUACUACUAGAGAAGAGUAGGAUAUAUAUCCGAACAAGAUGGAGUUUGGAAUUGUAUGGGGGACCGAGUCUGAAGUGCCAUUUGUCGAAGGCGUUGGUAAUAGCAAGAACUCUGUGAGAGGCCGGAGUUACCAUUCUGUAAA
Messenger RNA from Manihot esculenta (cassava), 2258 nucleotides. Its product is annotated as ultraviolet-B receptor UVR8. The transcript has 12 exons. The record is from RefSeq and is a predicted model, not a curated record. Lineage: Eukaryota; Viridiplantae; Streptophyta; Magnoliopsida; Malpighiales; Euphorbiaceae. The coding region runs from base 168 to 1670 and encodes 500 amino acids.